GAAGUGUUCCCAUUUUGCGUCGUCUGGGCUCGGCGGUGGCCGGGCUCGGGACGGACAUACCACCAUGGGGUCGUCAAAGAAGCAUCGCGGGGAGAAGGAGGGGGCUGGGACGACGGCGGCGGCCAGCACCGGGGGCGCCACCGAGCAGCCGCCGCGGCACCGAGAGCACAAAAAACACAAGCACCGGGGCGGCGGCGGCGGCGGCGGCAGCAGCGGCGGCGGCGGCGAACGACGGAAGCGGAGCCGGGAGCGUGGGGGCGAGCGCGGGGGCGGGCGGCGCGGGGCCGAAGCCGAGGCCCGCAGUGGCACUCACGGGCGGGAGCGCAGCCAGGCCGAGCCCUCCGAGCGGCGCGUGAAGCGGGAGAAGCGCGAUGACGGCUACGAAGCCGCUGCCAGCUCCAAAACCAGCUCGGGAGAUGCUUCGUCACUCAGCAUCGAGGAGACCAAUAAGCUCCGGGCCAAGUUGGGGCUGAAACCCUUGGAGGUCAAUGCCGUCAAGAAGGAGGCGGGCACCAAGGAGGAGCCCGUGGCAGCCGAAGUCAUCAACCCCAUGGCCUUGCGACAGCGAGAGGAGCUACGAGAGAAGCUGGCGGCUGCCAAAGAAAAGCGCCUCCUGAACCAAAAGCUGGGGAAGAUUAAGACACUGGGGGAGGAUGACCCCUGGCUGGAUGACACUGCAGCCUGGAUCGAGAGGAGCCGGCAGCUUCAGAAGGAAAAGGACUUGGCAGAGAAGAGAGCCAAGCUGCUGGAGGAGAUGGACCAGGAGUUCGGCAUCAGCACUCUGGUGGAGCAGGAGUUUGGGCAGAGGCGGCAGGACCUGUACAGUGCCCGGGACCUGCAGGGCCUCACCGUGGAGCACGCCAUUGAGUCCUUCCGAGAAGGGGAGACUCUCAUCCUCACUCUCAAAGACAAAGGUGUGCUGCAGGAGGAGGAGGACGUGCUGGUGAACGUGAACCUGGUGGAUAAGGAGCGGGCAGAGAAAAACGUGGAGCUGCGGAAGAAGAAGCCCGACUACCUGCCCUACACAGAGGACGAGAGCGUGGAUGACUUGGCACAGGCAGGCCGGGCAGCGAAGGGGCUCGAGGAAAUGGUGGCUCUUUGGCUUUUCGGGAGCCAGGCUGGGUCCCAACCUGUCCCUCUUGCCUUGCAGCAAAAACCCCGCUCGAUAUUGUCCAAGUACGACGAGGAGCUCGAGGGCGAGCGGCCUCAGUCCUUCCGUCUGGAGCAGGGUGGCACGGCCGACGGCCUCCGGGAACGGGAGCUGGAGGAGAUCCGGGCCAAGCUGCGGCUGCAGGCCCAGUCCCUGAGCACGGUGGGGCCCCGGCUUGCCUCCGAGUACCUCACGCCAGAGGAGAUGGUGACCUUUAAGAAGACCAAGCGGAGGGUGAAGAAGAUCCGCAAGAAGGAGAAGGAGGUGGUAGUGCGGGCUGACGACUUGCUGCCUCUUGGGGACCAGACUCAAGAUGGGGACUUUGGUUCCAGACUGCGGGGCCGGGGUCGGCGCCAAGUGCCCGAGGCAGACGAGGAGGCCCAGGAGGAGGAGGAGAAGGAGCCUGUGCCUCAGCACCCACAGUCUGAUGACACCCGAGUGGAGAACAUGGACAUCAGUGACGAGGAGGAGGGCGGAGCACCGCGCUCCGGGUCCCCAGAGGUGCUGGAGGAGGACGAGGCGGAGCUGGAGCUGCAGAAGCAGCUGGAGAAGGGGCGCCGGCUGCGGCAGCUGCAGCAGCUACAGCAGCUGCGAGACAGCGGCGAGAAGGUGGUGGAGAUCGUGAAGAAGCUGGAGUCUCGGCAGCGGGGCUGGGAGGAGGACGAGGAUCCGGAGCGGAAGGGGGCCAUCGUGUUCAAUGCCACGUCGGAGUUCUGCCGCACCCUGGGCGAGAUCCCCACCUACGGGCUGGCCGGCAACCGGGAGGAGCAGGAGGAGCUCAUGGACUUUGAACGGGACGAGGAGCGCUCGGCCAAUGGCGGCUCCGAGUCCGACGGGGAGGAGAACAUCGGCUGGAGCACAGUCAACCUGGAUGAGGAGAAGCAGCAGCAGGAUUUCUCUGCCUCCUCCACCACCAUUCUGGACGAGGAGCCCAUCGUGAAUAGAGGGCUGGCGGCCGCCCUGCUCCUGUGUCAGAACAAAGGGCUGCUGGAGACAACAGUGCAGAAGGUGGCCCGUGUGAAGGCGCCCAACAAGUCGCUGCCGUCCGCCGUGUACUGCAUCGAGGACAAGAUGGCCAUCGACGACAAGUACAGCCGGCGGGAGGAGUACCGCGGCUUCACCCAGGACUUCAAGGAGAAGGACGGCUACAAGCCCGACGUGAAGAUCGAGUACGUGGACGAGACGGGCCGGAAGCUCACGCCCAAGGAGGCUUUCCGGCAGCUGUCCCACCGCUUCCACGGGAAGGGCUCAGGCAAGAUGAAGACAGAGCGGCGGAUGAAGAAGCUGGACGAGGAGGCGCUCCUGAAGAAGAUGAGCUCCAGCGACACGCCCCUGGGCACCGUGGCUUUGCUCCAGGAGAAGCAAAAGGCCCAGAAGACGCCGUACAUCGUGCUCAGCGGCAGCGGCAAGAGCAUGAACGCGAACACCAUCACCAAGUGAAGCCCACCUCCCUUCCGAUCCCCUCCCCGACUUUAAUAUUAAAUAAAGUUCCCUCCUUAUUUUUUC
Messenger RNA from Diceros bicornis minor, 2656 nucleotides. It is a transcript of the gene SART1, whose product is annotated as spliceosome associated factor 1, recruiter of U4/U6.U5 tri-snRNP. Lineage: Eukaryota; Metazoa; Chordata; Mammalia; Perissodactyla; Rhinocerotidae. Gene Ontology annotation, biological process: mRNA cis splicing, via spliceosome; maturation of 5S rRNA. The transcript has 19 exons. Gene Ontology annotation, cellular component: U4/U6 x U5 tri-snRNP complex. Bases 65 to 2590 code for a protein of 841 amino acids. The record is from RefSeq and is a predicted model, not a curated record.